This is a messenger RNA of Emericellopsis cladophorae, 1374 nucleotides long. RefSeq lists its product as uncharacterized. The coding region runs from base 1 to 1374 and encodes 457 amino acids. The record is from RefSeq and is a predicted model, not a curated record. Lineage: Eukaryota; Fungi; Ascomycota; Sordariomycetes; Hypocreales; Bionectriaceae. The transcript has 3 exons.
AUGGAGGAUGCACCACCACCACCUGCUGGUUCAGAGACGAAUGAGACGCAACUCCCUGUUGUGCCUCAAGCAAGGAUUUUCCCUGCUGGCCCUCUCAUUCCCAUGGAUCCUGAAGGUCGCAUUCGCGCCUUGUCCGUGUCCCAGGACACUUGCGACGACGACACCCUGCCUGCGCAGCCUCUUCACGAUGGUGUCGCUACGCAAUUUCCUCGCCCUCCUGUGCUCGCUGGGGUGAUGGCUCGGCGACGCAAAUCCCUGUCUCGCGACAGCGAGUUUUCUGCAGAGCGGGAUCUUCGUCAUGCAGGACAGGGUGAAGCUUGGCCUACUGCCCAGCGGCUUUUCGCGGGUGCUCGGACUGCUGCGCCAUCGUCUCCCCAGGUCAACGCUGGCUCCACUGCUCCUCCAGCUUCAGAUGGGGAUGAAGGAAUGAUGGAUGAAGGCCCUGGGGGUGAUGAGCUUGGUCAGCUGUUUUCGAGCCUCUACGACGGCGAGUUCGCCCCGUCUUCUGAGCCGAGCGAGUCUGAAGCGCAGCCCCCUGCUGACGACCAGUUCCCAUCACAGCGGCCUGGUUUUGAUGAUUGGCUGGAACAUGAGGCGUCUGCAGACGAGCAGUUUGAUGAUAAUGAUUACAGUGGCGAUGAGGAACCUUGCCUGUGGUGCAUGCCUUGCUGUCGUUCAGUGGUUCAUGCACUGAAGCUUAUUGCCAAGGCUUCCACAGAGGAAUGGGAUGUCAUUGCGCCUUUCAUCGAUUGUGUGCCUCUGGGUUCACGCUGUGUUGCGUGCAACCGUAAGCACAAGACCUGCGAUCAGCCGGCAGACCUUAUGGAGGGCAAUCGCCAAGAGUGCGAUGACUUCCUGGUUUCUUUUCGCCAACUCCAGUGCACAAUGGUGAACUCUGAUGGAGAGCCGUACAUUGCUGCUGCAGAGAUUGUUCGUGCUGCGUCACCUGACGAGAUCAUGUUCUCUGAAGAGACUCGCCGUGCUUGCACUGGCUUGUUUUUCGAGGUUCUGCUGGCUUUUGAUGAGAUGGAGAAGGCUCAUCGUUCCCGACACAAGAUUGGUGGCAAAGUGGCCAAUCGCGACAUGCCCACGUACAACGCUGAAGUGUCAAGGCGCCGUACUGCCUUGCAGCGGGGUGUGCAGCCUUUGAGCCAGCAUUCAGGUGUGGAAGCUGAAGAUGCGUACGCUGUGGCGACCACCUUGCGUCUCAGCAAGAACGACCCCUUGGGAGUUUCCUGGCUGCAGACACGCAGAGACGUGCACCGCAGAUGGAUGGUGCUUCUCAGGAAUGAUACCCUUUGUGCUGCGCGUGGUGAUGAGAGUGGCAGCUUCCGCCGCGUACUCAUCCAUUAUCGCGCCAAGGUCCCCACCUAA